Messenger RNA from Cotesia glomerata, 1152 nucleotides. RefSeq lists its product as uncharacterized. The record is from RefSeq and is a predicted model, not a curated record. The transcript has 2 exons. Lineage: Eukaryota; Metazoa; Arthropoda; Insecta; Hymenoptera; Braconidae. Gene Ontology annotation, molecular function: DNA binding. Bases 1 to 1152 code for a protein of 383 amino acids. Gene Ontology annotation, biological process: DNA recombination; DNA integration.
AUGAGUUCUUCUGAUAGCUCGGUUUCAAAUGAUGAUGAAAAUAUGGAUAUUGAUCAAGAAGCUCAAGCAAUAACUCAAGAAUUAGUUGCCAAAAAAUCAACACCGGCAUAUCAUCUUUGCUAUCAAAAUUUUUUAAAAUGGAAAACACAAAAAAACAUAAACGACAUAUCAGAAAACGUGUUGCUCGUUUAUUUCAGUGAAUUAUCGAAAACGUUAAAACCAUCUACGCUGUGGAGUAGAUGGUCAAUGUUAAAAACCGAGUUUAACCUCAAUCAUUCGAUUGACAUUAAUAAAUUCCACAGACUAAAAACUUUCAUGAAAAAUAACAACAAAGGGUUUCGUCCAAAAAAAUCUCAGGUUUUUUCACUAUCUCAGAUCAAAAAAUUUCUCGUUGACGCUUCCGACGAUAUUUAUUUGGCUAUGAAGGUGAUACUCAUUUUUGGAUUUUGCGGGGCAUUAAGAUCGGGUGAAUAUUGUUCAAUCAAAACUCAAGAUGUUGAAGACACUGGAACUCAAUUCAUUGUUACGAUUCGAGACACAAAAAAUUAUUAUCCUCGUUCGUUCGUCAUCAUGAAUGAAUACAGCGAUAAAGUUCGUCAAUACGUAGCUUUACGACCAGAAAACUCGAACACUGACAGAUUUUUUAUACUGUACGACAAAGGGGCAUGCAAACGGCAAUCAAUUGGUAAAAAUACAAUAACAGAAAUACCAAAAAAAAUUGCUGAGUUUUUAAAAUUGCCAAAUGCCUCAAGCUACACCGGACAUAGCUUCAGACGUACCUCAGCAACGCUACUUGCAAAUGCUGGCGCAAAUCUCACAACUCUUAAACAGCAUGGUGGUUGGAGAUCAAGUUCCGUUGCUGAAGGGUACAUUGAAAACUCGUUAUAUAACAAAACAAAAAUAUUCAAUCAUAUUGUAAAUUCAGAAAAUACAUUAUUUACAAUCCAGAAUCAUUCCAUGGACACGACAACAGAAACUUCAAAGCAAGAUGAAUCGAGACCUUCAACUUCAACUUCUUCUCAACCUCCUGAACCGCUAGCUACGACGAAGCAUUCGUGCAAAGAAAAUAUUGCACCGCAAAACAAACACGAAUCACAUCAAUCAUUAACGAACUAUCAAAAUGAACUACGAGCUGUAAAUGACAUCAUAUAG